This is a messenger RNA of Petromyzon marinus (sea lamprey), 3257 nucleotides long. RefSeq lists its product as uncharacterized. NCBI's taxonomy places the organism in Eukaryota, Metazoa, Chordata, Hyperoartia, Petromyzontiformes, Petromyzontidae. Gene Ontology annotation, molecular function: S-adenosylmethionine-dependent methyltransferase activity. The record is from RefSeq and is a predicted model, not a curated record.
GAUUAGGGGACGGGGGUGGGUUGGUUGAAAGACUUGUCUCCCUGGAAGUUGGCCGCGACCAUGCAUGUUGCACAUAGUCAAACUAAAGCCGGAUCAAGGUCAUUGGCUCGGGGUGGUGGCAUUUACAAGAAAAUAUCAAGAUAACCCCAAUCCCCCUAUUGACCGCCACCACUGGAAGAGUUGUACACCAUCAGCACUGAACAUCAGAACCCUCGCGUUCUGUCGCCAAAGCACAUAUAAACGAGGCAAGUGUUCUUUUGCGACAGGACCAUUUGUUAAUUCCGUAGGCAACACGUUUUCGGUUGUUGUUGAGGAGCGAGUCGCGUCUCUCUCUCUUUCUCUCGGUCACAGAGUUGGUGGCAUCCUUAAUUUUUUUUAACUUUUUUUUCCUCCAAGCGCACUUAACUUAUUGAUUCGAUUGAUGCAACCGAGAGGGAGGGAACACAACUUCAGGAGCCGUAGCUUUAGCAGGACACGAGAAGCCAUUCAUUUCAUCUGACGCAGUGUUCACAAUUUAGCAAACGGCACGAUAAUUCCCCCCAUCGGUAACAAAAUAACCAUGGCUGAGGUUCGCAAGACGAUGACGGAGUUCUGGAAGAUUCACUCCAAGGGCGCGACGGUGGAGGAGAUGAUGCUGGACUCGAGCGCGAGCACGCUCUCGCAGUUCGAGAAGCCGGAGAUCCUCUCGCUGCUGCCCAACAUCGACGACGCCAAAGUGCUCGAACUGGGUGCUGGUAUCGGUCGUUUCACUGGACACCUGGCCAAACAGGCGCGCCACGUGACAGCGGUGGACUUCAUGCAGACAUUUCUUGACAAAAACCGAGAACUGAACAGCGACCAUGUGAACAUAAAAUUCCUGCAGGCUGAUGUCACACAGCUCCAGUUCCCAGAAAACAGCUUCGAUGUGAUUUUCUCAAACUGGCUGUUCAUGUACCUAACUGAUGAGGAGUUGCUCCGGCUGGUGAACAGCAUGCUGCGUUGGUUACGCCCUGGAGGUCAUCUUUUCUUUCGCGAGUCCUGCUUCCACCAGUCUGGCGAUUCAAAACGAACCUUCAAUCCCACGAUUUACAGAAAACCUGCUCAAUACAAUCACAUCAUGCAAGCUGGCUUCCAGCAGGCAAAAGGGAACGAAAAGAGCUUUGGCUUUGAGUUGGUUAUUUCCAAAUCUGUGCAGACAUACAUCAAGCUGAAGAAGAAUCAGAACCAAGUGUGCUGGCUGCUGGAAAAGGUCUCACGGGAAAAUGCGGGCCACCAGGGUUACGCCACCUUCCAGCAGUUCCUGGAUGGGAAGCAGUAUUCCCGCCAAGGCAUCCUCCGCUACGAGAAGAUCUUUGGUGAAGGCUACGUGAGCACUGGAGGACCUGAUACCACCAAGGAGUUUGUAUCACUGUUGGAUUUGCAAGUGGGACAGAAAGUGCUGGAUGUUGGGUGUGGGAUUGGAGGUGGUAACUUCUACAUGGCCAAGGCCUUCAAGGUGGACGUGCUUGGGAUGGACCUGUCCUCUAACAUGGUAGAAAUUGCCAUGGAGAGAGCCACAGAAGACAGCACAUUACUGGUGCAGUUUGAAAUCAGUGAUGCGACCAAACGGGACUUUCCGGAGGAAUCGUUUGACGUGGUGUAUAGCCGUGACACCAUCUUGCACAUUGCAGACAAGUUUGCCCUCUUUAAAAGAUUUUACAGGUGGUUGAAACCUGGGGGAAAGUUGCUGAUCACUGACUACUGUUGUGGAGAAAAACCCUGGACAUCUAAGUUUGAGGAUUAUGUCAAACAAAGGGGCUACAUCCUGUACUCUGUGUCCAAAUAUGGCAAGUUUUUGGAAGAAGCAGGUUUCCAGAAUGUUCGAGCUGAAGACAGGACGGAUCAAUUCGUGGACAUUCUUAACAAGGAGCUGGAACGGACCAAGAGCAUUCAGGAUGAGUUCAUCAAGGAAUUCUCUGAAGACGACUACUCGUACAUCGUGGACGGCUGGAGCAAGAAGCUGGAGCGCUGCGAAGCGGGAGAUCAGAAGUGGGGGUUGUUCUAUGCGGAGAGACCCGUCAACGCCAGCAAUGGUGUCUGAGACAACCAAUAUCUGAAUGUUUUACUCGCACCGCAGUCAUUCAUACACACAUGCGGUCAAUGUAUUUUUGCUUAACACGGCAAACAUCACGACGUUUGAAUCUGUGGAGUAUGACCAGUGUGACGAUGUUAUCUGUCCAAAUAAGCUCCAAGACAGCUGCUAUAUAUUUAGAGCUAUUCUAUGUGCCUAGAAUACAUUCACAAAUCACGUGAGAACUAGUACAUAUCUUAAACGUGUUAAUAAAAAGCUCAAUUUAGGAGCUCCAAAUUUACACUCAAUACUUAAGUGUAAUAUUUUGCCCAUAAAUCUUUCAUUUAAAUAAUGAUUAUCUUAAUACAAUUAACUGAAUUUAAAAGUACAGUGCAGAUUUAGGAAUUACAAAUAAGUACGUGUUUUAUGCGAUUAAAAAACAUGUAAUUUCCCCUUCCCAUUUAAACAAUAAACCACUACAUGACCAGUAAUGUAUGUUCAUUAUCAUUUGCAUUAGCAGAGCACAGCACCGAACAAAUGUACUGCAAUGUUAUUUUCAUGUUUUCUGUUUCACAAAACUAUUAUACAUAUACAAUUUACGUGAUGUUUAUAAGACCAAUGACAACCACUUGACAUUACUGGAGACCGGGUACAUGUGAAAUGACGCACAAACGCUGCCAAACAAGUCUAAUUUGUUAGUGGUGUCUCACUCCUAUGUUUUACAAAGCGUAAUAAAAUACAUUACAGCACUGCUACUUUUAUAUAGCGGCUGAAUGGCGCUGUAAUAAUGUACUACUGUAUGCUUUAGCAAAGAGUGGUUAGAUAAGUUGCAAAUCUAAAAACCCCUCUGUAGAAUGUAUUAUGUAGAUAAGCUAUGGCAAAGCGGCAAAAUCGGGACAGAAAUAUCAAAAAAUUUUAUGAAAGAGCUAAGGAUGGCCAAAUGCGCACAUUAAUGGCAACAUUAAUUUGUUUAAAUAAGGCCACAAACGUACAUGAAAUUACCUUUAUAAUGCACCCCGUAUGUACUGUAUAUAGCAUGUAAAUCUAACUGCAAUGGAAACUGCUUUGUAGAACAGUGGGACGUGCACCUUGGGGAAAGGAAGUAGAGAUGGGCAAAGGGUAAAAGGUCUCGAGUCUGGACAUGAACAGGAAGUCAGUAGCACAGAUGGCUGGAGGGAGGUCCAGACUAAGGGGGCAGUUGAGAACAUAUUGAAUGUGAACUUAGAGA